Messenger RNA from Galleria mellonella (greater wax moth), 10991 nucleotides. RefSeq names its product serine/threonine-protein kinase SMG1 (gene nonC). Gene Ontology annotation, biological process: phosphorylation; negative regulation of macroautophagy; TOR signaling. The transcript is spliced from 17 exons. Bases 1 to 10626 code for a protein of 3541 amino acids. The record is from RefSeq and is a predicted model, not a curated record. Gene Ontology annotation, cellular component: TORC1 complex; TORC2 complex; nucleus. NCBI's taxonomy places the organism in Eukaryota, Metazoa, Arthropoda, Insecta, Lepidoptera, Pyralidae. Gene Ontology annotation, molecular function: protein serine/threonine kinase activity; protein binding.
AUGACGUCCAAGUUGUCAUGCUUCCUGUUGACUGUUAUCGAAAAUCGUCUGUUUUGCCCGUAUUUUAACGUAAUUUUACGGCCAUGUGUGGCAAUAAAUACGUAUUUAAUCGAAGUUCUAGUGAUGCUAUCCACCACUGCAAAUAGUAAAGUAAAAAAUCCAAAGGGAUCGGAGAACUCCGAGGCCCCAGAAAGAGACGAAAUAGGACAAGAAAACACAACGGAUGAUAAGGUCAGAGGUUAUGUUAGUUCAUACGACACAUCGUCGUCAUUUGGAGGUCCUUCCAGAGAUGGCCGGUUCCGUUUUCGAGGUAGGGUUACCGAGUUCCGGCAUUCCCGAGGGGGUGGACGUGGUGGCCGGGGCCGUGGAGGAUUCCCGCCCAGAGGAGAUCGUGAUCCUCUCGACGGUUCCUAUAAAUACAACGAAUCGCUAGGCCAGACGAAUAGUGACUCUUGGUCUCCGGGAAAUAACAGUAACAAAUUUUAUGAGAGAUCCGAACUGGUAAUGAAUCUUCCUGAAGAUCCACGUAUAUCUAAACUGCUACGUCGCCUCUGCGCUGAAAUCGACGUCGAGAAGUCGCUCAUAAUAUGUAGUAAAUUACAAGAUGCUAUAAUGUUUCCUGACAAUGCGCGAUACAUACGAAGAGCUUAUGAUAUUUUGGUGGAGUCUUUAUUGGAUGUAUUCUAUGAUGCUCCAGGCCCUGAAACAAAAGAAGGUGCUGCAGUUGUUCUGGGGAGAAUUGGCUAUGUUAUGGGCCCAGAUUUUAGGAAACACCUUGAUUGGUUUGGAUCUACAUAUGCAGUACAUAAUACUUCUAUAAAACAUCUAUUAACACUUUCAUUCACAGAGACAUUUCAGUUGGACCAUGAAACACUAAAUUUAUCAGAUUUUGCAGAUAUGACACUGAAUGAAUUGCAAACUAUCAUUGAAGGUACAGAUUCAGCAGAUGUGUUCAUUGCUGCUAUAAAUGCAAUGAUUAUCAUGUCAAAUUCUUAUCCAGAGCACUUUGCUAAUCAUUUUAUUGACAUAGUUGACAUUCUAGUGGGUUGGCAUGUGGACAAUGCUCAGCCGAAGAAAAUAAAAGAUUUUGCACUUCAGUCACUUUUGAAAUUAAGUCGGCAUUGGCAGGCAGAUGUUGGAUUUUCUGUCAACAUGCUUUUUCAAUUUGUUGAGGACAUGGUGGCAUACUCAACUGCUUUAGAUUCUGACAAGAGUGAUAAUGAUACAGAAGUGGCAUCUCAAGAAGAUUCUAUGCAGAAAAUUACAUCAUUUCUUAAUGUCUUCAAUACAGUUGUGAAAAGUCUCGGCACUCUCCUUAGUCCAACAAUGUCACAAAUAGUUACAUGGUCAUUCCUGACUGAAUCUUUUACAAAAAUUGUACAGGUUUUGACUAAAAUCCUUAGUGAAGAAGCUGACACAGAUUUGAUACUGUCAGGUAAUGAAUGCAUCAUUUUAUUACUUAAACUUUUGCAAACAAAAUCAUCUUCUUGUACUCCUGCUUUGUACACAUUAAUUUAUAUGGAAAUGACAACAUUUUUGCAAGCAGAUGAAACUGUUUGUCUUAGUGUUAUAAAUUUAAUAUCAAAUACUAUAAAAGAGAUUGCAUCAAAUCUUCCUAUAGAGUUUAUAAUGCAAACAAUAGGUCCUGAAUCUUUGUUACGUCCUUUACGUUAUUCAGAAAGCUCUCAAGUGCUGUAUGGUGUUCUCUCAGUGUAUAGCAAUCUAUUGAAUUUGAAGAACAUACCACUUUUGCAGGAGACAUACAAAUUUGUUUUGACUGAUAUACAGAACUCUUAUUCUGUCAUUAUACCAGAUAUACAAAUAAUAAAAUCAGAAUAUGCCGAAGAAGUCUCAAUAGAAGAUGCAGAAAAAAAUAUCAUAUUUUAUCUGCAAUGUUUAUCAGAGCUUGCUAAUGCUAGUAAUUCCAUCAUUGGAAUGUGGGCUCUACAGCCUAGCAUACUAGAAUUGCUGGCUAUUAAAAUGUGUUCUCACAAUGAAAUCUUGAUACGGCAAAAACCAGCACUUCAAUAUUCAAUAUUGUAUCUACUUUACUCUCACUGCAAGAAGAACAAUCAUUUCAUUGCCUCCAGUGAUUUAGUGACAAACACACAGCAGAGGACUGGUGAUAUAUUUGGUUUGUCUAAUCUCAACAUGGGUGAAGUGUCAGGUUCCAGUCCCACAUCAGGUCAUCUUGCUGUAAUCUUGAACACAUUAAGCAUGAUAUUAGAUGAAGAACUUCCAAAAGAAACUUUACUCUUGGCUUUAAACUGGAUAUCAGAUAUAUUCAUUCAGCUGGAUAAGUAUUUGCCAAUUGUGAGCAUAGCAAAAGGAUUUGUUGUUUUAAUAACAAAUAUGCUGUCUCUAGCAUAUAACUUUGAUGAUGAUAUUGUUCUGUUGGUUAUGAAGAAUUGUCAACAUUUACUCAAAAAUAAAAGUUUAUCAUGGAAUCUUAUAGUGGUGAAGACCAUAGUUACAUUAUGUAUGUUACAUAUUGACAACCAAAAUAAAGCUUUAUCAGAUCUGUCUAAAGAAGUCUUAUUUGAAUUACCAUGGGACAUAGUGCAGCAGGAGUUAGAUAAACAAGUAGUGAAAGUUUUUGUUAGCAGGAAAUUGAUUUUAAAUAUAUUAAAUACUGACACCAAAGCUAAUUCCUUUAAAGAGUAUCUCAUGAAUGGGUCAUUCUCAAUGCUAUCCAAUCACCACUUUAAGGCUGUAAUGAAUAGUAUACUACAAUUAUCUUUUCAGAAUAACAGUUUUUUUAUUGAUGUGUUUCUGGCAGCAUGGCCUCUACAAAGUCAAGAUGUUGAUGAGAAUAAUCUUCUAUUUUUCAGACAGUGUGCAACAUCUUUUUCGUCUAUUUGUAUUGGCUGGGUUUUAUCAGAAUUAGCACAGACUUGUGUCUCUUUAAAGCUAAGAACUACAUUGGGGAAACCACAAGAAACAUUUAUGAAAAUUGAAGGAGUUUUGAAGGGUAUAGCCAGAGAUAUUUCAUCAUUGGAAACAAAAUAUACAGCCACUGAUCAACAAAAAUUAGUAGAUGUUGUGGUUGCAGAAGAGAUAAGAUCGCGUCUGAUAACUGAUUUCAUGAUGUUUUUGGAAAAAUACAUAUACAAUGCUGCUGAAGGAACAGCAAUAGUAUUGCCGGCUGUUCAGAAACCUGUCAGAACAUUUUUUCAUACUAACUGGUCAACUUGUCGUGAAUGGCUGACCAGAGUGCGUCCUGCAGCACUAGCUGUAAGUCUUUAUGCUGGAAAUUUUGGUGCAGCUAUUUACCAUGCUUCUCUUAUAUUACAAACUGCUGCUAAUUGUAAUACGAAUAUUGAUAUAGAAGCAAUUACAAUGAGUGUCGCAAGGGCUUUAAUAAAAAUUGAGGAACCUGAAGUUUUACAUGGUCUCUAUAUUUGGAUCAAGCAAACCUUUGAUAAAAAAAUUCCUUGGUUAAAAGGAGCUGCGGAACAAGCUAAUGCUAAGUAUGAAUUAGCGGUGGAAUUUUACAAAAAACUAAACAGUAACAUUAUCUCUGAUAACGACAAAGAAGGAGAACCAAAUACCCAAAUAGACACGAGAGUCUCUAGAUUUAUUGAUGAGCAGAUUAUGGAUAGUUAUAAACAGAUACAGAGCUGGGAGGACAUGAAUGAAUGGAAACAAAGUGUACAACAGACUGCACAAAAUUCGCAAUGGAAUUCAUUUUCAGUAUUGAACAUGUUUGAAGACGGCAAUGAAAUACCUCAGGAGUUAUGCAAUUGGGAUAUACUUGAUACUAAUGUGUCUGAAAUAUCAAAGAACACUUGCUCAUACCAAGGUUUGUUAAACAAAAUUGAGUCUACUUUAGUAUUCACUGCUGUUAACAUUUACUAUUCUGAUUAUUCGGAUAAAUAUGAAAAUUUAUUAAAGGACUGUGAAAUGCUGCUUAAUUCAAGCAUGGAAGAAUUCUCAAGAACGAAUACUGUACAUUUCCUUAAAGAAAUUUCUGUAUUACAAUUAGCAAACAAAGGGUUGAAAAAUAUUCUAAAGAAUGGAAAAGCUAUAACUAAUCCAUUUAAACCAUGUGUUAUUAAGGAAAAUAAAUAUGUCACUGAACUUCGGAAUCUUAGCAGAAUAUUGUGGUGGAAUCAAUACUUCACAAAAUUAAAUACGACAGAAGAGAAUGUUUUUUAUGGUGAAUGUCUUCGACUGGAUGUCAUUAAAAGCGCGAGGAAAAACUCGAACUUGAAUAUGGCUAAAAGAGAACUUUUGAAGUAUUUCAAACAGAACUCUGCUUUCCAAAUAUGUUUCGGAAAUGUCAAUCAUUUGGAUGAUUUAGCUAAUGUUUUAAUAAGAUCUACUAACACUUAUGACUUAGAUAUCUGGACAUUAAAUAAUGCAACAGCGUUGGCGGAACUAUGUAAGAUAACAUAUGCGAAAGAGGAUAGUAAACCUAGGGCUAUAAAUUUGUGUGCCAGCAUUUCCCUAGGAUUUUCUCAAAGGCUUGCGAUGGGUGAACAGAGUUAUGAACUUAGAGAAAAAGGUACGAGAAUGUUACUGACUCUUUCUAAAUGGGUUCAAAAUGAUAGUGAAAAUGUUUUAGAAGUUGAUACGCCUUUAUCAAAACUAGUGUCAGCACUGCCUGAAAUUGGCUUAGUAGAUAACAACAUAUCAGAAAAUGUUAUACCUCUAUCGGAUUCUGCAGUAGGAAAGUUAUUACAGUUUGGAGUUAAUCAAUGUCCUGGUCUAGCAAAAGCUUGGGCAAACUUUGCGGGUUGGUGUUUCAGAUGGGGUCGUAAAAUGGUGGAAUUCAGUUCUAAAACCCGGGAACAGUUAACAGAAAAUGAUAAAUUACAAAUAGAAAGUGUAAUGAUCGGAUGCUCGCCUCAGGACUUUGAUGCUGUUUGUGAAAUAUUGUCUAAAACAAAAGCUACGUGUGAUGAUGAAGAUAUUGAUUGGAAUGAAAUUAACACAUCUGAGAUGAUCGAAAGUCAGUUGCGCACCGUUCCAUCGUUGAGUAAAGCUUUUCCUGAACACCUCGCUUUAUUGGUGGACAUUUGGCGUCAAGCACAAAAAAGAGUUUUUUCCUAUUUUGAAUUAUCAGCUGAUGCUUAUUUCAAAUUUUUACAACUUAUUUGUGCCGCAGACUAUAUUAAUCACAGCGGUGAAAAUGCUGUAGUUAAUGCUACACUACGACUUCUUCGUUUGAUUGUAAAACACGCUAUGGAAUUACAGACCGUUCUCGAAUCUGGUUUAGCCAAUACACCGACGCAACCUUGGAAAGUAAUUAUUCCACAACUCUUUUCAAGACUUAAUCACCCCGAGACAUAUGUAAGAAAGUGCGUUUCUGACUUAUUAUGUAGAUUAGCGGAAGAUACUCCACAUCUAAUCACAUUUCCAGCGGUUGUGGGUGCGGUGGAAAAUGAACAGAGCACUAUAAGAGAACUUAAUGCUAGGUCUUUCUUGUCCAAUGACGCGAGCAGUGGAGACGAUAAUUGUGAAUUAGAAGAUUCUGCCAGUGAUAAAGUAGUCAAUAACGAACUAAACUCCUGUUUCUUAGAUAUGGUAGAAACACUGUCUAAGCAAGCUCCAAAAACUAUCCUUCAAGUUAAAUUGUUAGUGAAGGAGUUACAACGUAUUAAUUUGCUAUGGGACGAAUUAUGCUUGGGUACUUUGGUACAAAAUCACUCGGAUUUCAGUAAGCGAUUGUCACAACUAGAAGCUGAAGUUAUCAAAGUGAAAAAUAAUGAAAAUCUUUCCACUGAAGACAAAGAAAAAUUAAUUAAAGAAAAACACCGUAUAAUUUUUGAGCCCAUAGUCUUUGUAUUAGAAAAUUUGGAUCAGAUUACAUCGGCAAAACCUGAAACGCCUCACGAAACUGCGUUUCAGAAUAAGUUCCAGAAUAUAAUAAAAGACGUCAUAGAGAAGUUGAAAAACCCGGUGAAUCCUGAAAAACCACAAGAAUCGUGGGCACCGCUUAAGCAGUUACAGAUAAAACUACAACAGAAAAUAAAUAAGAGGACUUCAUAUAUAUUGAAAAUGUCAGAUAUCAGUCCAAUUUUAGCAGAGUUGAAAAAUACUGUUAUAACUAUGCCAGGAUUACAUACCAAUCAAAGAACUGUCAGAGUUACUAUAAAAUCGGUAGAAAACAACGUAUCCAUUUUACCGACAAAGACGAGACCAAAAAAAUUGAUAUUUUAUGGAUCCGAUGGUAAGGCCUACACUUAUCUCUUUAAAGGCUUGGAAGAUUUACACUUGGACGAGAGAAUAAUGCAACUUCUGUCAAUAACCAACACGAUGAUGGCACGCGAUUCUGAAAACAAUGACAAUCAAACGUACAGGGCGCGUCACUACUCUGUUAUACCCUUAGGCCCCCGUUCAGGUUUAAUCAGCUGGGUGGACAAUGUAACUCCACUUUUCGCUUUAUACAAGCGAUGGCAGAAUCGUGAAGCUGCAAUCUUAUCCGCUAAAACGAACAAAAUUGUCAAUGUAUUGCGGCCAUCCGAGCUGUUUUACAAUAAACUUAAUCCACUCCUCAAAGAGGCGGGUAUAGCGACUGAGAACAGGAAGGAAUGGCCUGUGUCGAUACUGAAACAAGUGCUACAGGAGUUGUCCACGGAGACCCCUCGGGAUCUAUUAUGGAGAGAGCUAUGGUGCGGGAGUGUGACUUCCGAGCAGUGGUGGCAGAUGGUGCGGCGUUACUGUUACUCGGUCGCGGUGAUGAGUACGAUCGGUUACAUCAUAGGUCUUGGGGACAGGCAUUUGGACAAUGUGCUGGUGGAUCUAACGUCGGGUGAAGUGGUGCAUAUAGACUAUAACGUGUGUUUCGAGAAGGGCAAGACGCUGCGUGUGCCUGAGAAGGUGCCGUUCAGGAUGACUCCGAAUUUGGUGACGGCUCUUGGUGUGACCGGCGUUGAGGGCAUAUUCCGGUUGGCGUGCGAGCACGUGCUGCGCACGAUGCGUAGAGGCCGCGAGACCCUGCUGACGCUGCUGGAGGCGUUCGUGUACGACCCCCUGGUGGAGUGGGGCGCGGCCGGCGUGGGCGCCGGCGCCGGCGGCGGCAAGAGGCGGCGCACGCAGCGCGACAUACGCGCCGCCCUCGACAUGCUCGCUGUACGCGCGCAAGAACUCAAGCACCAAGUCGCCGACUUGAACUCCCAAUUUUUGGCCGUACUCCCCGAGGUGAAGGAAAGCGCCGAGAACUGGCUUAAGGAGCACGACGAAUUAGAAGCAGUCGAAACGAGACUACAGGAGUGUCAUCAGCAGAUGGCAUUAAUCAAAGAGAUAGAAGCCUAUGGCCCAAAUUUAAAUAAUCACCCACUUUACGCCAUCUCUCAGAAAUAUACCUCGUAUAAGAAAGCCAAAAAUGCUGUCGAAGAUUCGAUGAAAGCUCUUGUAAAAAUACUCAAAGAUUUCGACACCCAAAUCGAGACGUUUGCCGAAACAAAUGAAGUCAUAAACGGACCGCAGUUGAUGGCAUGGGUCCAAGAGUUUUCAGGAACGAAAGAGGACGAAAACAAACCGAUAUUUGACCACAUCAAAGAAUUCUUAACAAAUGCCGGUCAAAGUUCCAUGAUAUCACAAUGUGAACAAGCCGAAACAGAACUGAACCAGAGCAUUCAACAGACACAUCACCUCGUCAGGUCGUGUCUGGAACUGCUGUCGCAAUAUGUCGCAGUCUCCCAGUAUUAUCCUCAGAGCCAAACGGAAUAUCACCGCGUAGUAAUGUUCAGAAAAUUUUUGGCCACUGCUUUAGAAAGCAAAUCGCCUGAAGUUUGCAGGGAGGUUUCUAAUCAAAUGAAUGCCUUACUGGCGGAUUCUAAUAAUACUGACUCGUCACAAAUUACAGCCUAUAAUUUCCGCUUGCAAACUAUACAUGCUGAAGCCAGCGCGAAUCUUAAUAAAGCAGUUGAGAGAUUGCAGGCGGAAGGUGGUCCCGAUGCGCUUGUUUUGGCUCAAGAGGCUUAUAUGGAAGCGAAGGCCAAUAUCAGUAACUGGGUGAGGACUGAGGAUGGAGCUGCCGCUGCAUUGGAGUGUGUCGUUAUAGGAAUGUUGUGCAAUUUGAAUAGGAGGUAUUUGAUGUUAGAGAAUGGUGCACAAAGCGCAGGCGACUGCCUCGUUGAUUUGACCUCCAGAGAGGGGGAGUGGUUUUUGGAUGACAUGAGCGCGCUCUCCAUGCAGUCAGUGGAGUUACUAUCAUUACUGCCUUUACAGUCGGCAUCUGCGGAAGACACCACUUUACCAAUCGCGGUGGAAUGUGUUCGCAACGCUAAUCUUCUGCUAGCUGACUUGGUUCAAUUAAAUUAUAACUUCAGUACCAUAAUUUUGCCUGAAGCGCUCAAGAAAGUGCAUUCCGAAGAUCCGUCAGCGCUUCUAAUGAUUACUGAGCUGAACACCGUAAUAAUGAAUACCCCUGUGCCUCUAAAUGAUCUACUGGCACAGUUGGAAAUGCAUUUGAGAUAUCUCGUCAUGGAUAUGGAGUCUCCAGCAAACGGAGCGCAACUGUUAGCAGCGGAGCUUCGCUCCCGCUACGAAGCCCUUCUCUCUGCGUCCACGCCUGACAGCGAAGGCCAGUCUGCGGGGCGAAUGCUGCUGAUGGGUUUUAACGGACUAUUCGCGGCCGUGGAAUUAAGGGCGAGAGAGUUGGCCGACCAUAUCGCCGUGCCAACACCGCCCGCUUGGAGAAAGAUCGAUCAUAUAAACGAAGCCAUGCACAUGUCGGCUGCCCUCCAAAGCCCCGUGCUGCGCUCGGUGCUCGAAGACAUAUUCCUGGUGCGUCGCAUACAGACGGUGGCGGAGGUGUUCGCGAUGUGCGUGAACAUGGCGCGCGCGUUCAAUGGCGUCGGCCCGCUCACCUUGUACGAUGACGCCGCACUGUGCAAACCUGUCAGAAGGUUCACGGCGGAGUACGUGCUGCGCGGCGUGGUGGGCGUGCACUCGAAGGCGCUGGCGUGCGUGGUGUGCGGCCUGCUGCGCCGCGCCCGCCUCGACCUGCACGCUGAGGUCGAGCAGAAGGAGAUCGGCGCGUCGUGGAGCGUGCCGCUGGAGGCGCUGUGCGAGAAGGCGCGCGCGCUGCGGGCUGGUGCCGGCGGGGCGGGCGCGGGGGGCGCGGGUGGCGCGGGGGGCGCGGCGGGCGGCGAGCGCGGCGCCGUGCUGGCGGGCGCGGUGCGCGCGGCGCGUGCGCAGCUGGAGCGCGCGGCGCGUGCCGUGCGCGAGCACGCGCGCGCCGCCGCCGCCGCGCACGCCGCGCGCCACCGCGCCGCCGCGCACCACCACCUGCACGCCGAGGUCAGUCUGAGCAAUACACUCGCCCGUGCCGUGCGCGAGCACGCGCGCGCCGCCGCCGCCGCGCACGCCGCGCGCCACCGCGCCGCCGCGCACCACCACCUGCACGCCGAGGUCAGUCUGAGCAAUACACUCGCCGUGCUGGCGGGCGCGGUGCGCGCGGCGCGUGCGCAGCUGGAGCGCGCGGCGCGUGCCGUGCGCGAGCACGCGCGCGCCGCCGCCGCCGCGCACGCCGCGCGCCACCGCGCCGCCGCGCACCACCACCUGCACGCCGAGGUGCUGCAGGGCGCAGGCGGCGCAGGCGGCGCGAGCAGCGGCGGCUGCGGCGAGGCGGCGGCGCUGCUGUGGCGGCGCGCGCGCGAGCUGCUGGCCGCCGCCGACGAGCUGGCCGCCGCGCGAGCUCGUGCACACGGCCUCGUCGGGGCUGCGCUGCAAAGGGUGAAGUGGGGCGCGGGCGCGAACCCCGCGCUGCGCGGCGUCCAGCGGGCGCUGGAGGCGGCGUGGGCGGCGCGGGCGGCGCGCGCCGACAGCGUGCGCGGCGCCGCGCGCUCGCUGGCCGCGCACGCGCGCGCCGCCGCCCCGCAGCGCGCCCGCGCCGCCGCGCGCACCGCGCACACCGCGCGCACGGCGCUGCAGCACUGGCACAAGGCAUGCACGCUGGCUCAGAAAUAUUCACUUAACGUGUCCCCGGUAGAAGAAUCAUUGAUGGAAAUGCUGCAUCCGGAAGGAAACAUCGAUACGCAGUGGGUGGAGAACGUGUCGGCGCUGGUGCGCGACAUGUCGUCGCAGCUGGCGAGCGAGGCGGCGGCGCGGCGCGGGCGGGCGCGCGCGGCACAAGAUCGGCGCCGCGCCGCCGCCGCGCGCCUCGCCGCCGGCGCCGCGCCGCUCGCCGCGCGCGCGCUGCUGCACGCCGAGGUGCGCGUCUCGCUGCACGCCCUGGCACCCGCUAACAAUGGCAACAACCCGGCGAGCUCGUACAUAUCCCGCGAGGCGGCGGUGACGGCCCAGCUGUCGCAGCUGGCGAGCUGUCGUCCCGACCGCGCCAGUGUACUCGCGGCCGCCACCGCCGCCGCCCACCUGCUGCAGGAAAUACCUGCGCUGCACGAAGCGCUGCUGCAGCUACCGGCGGCGUGGGAAGCGCAGACCAGCGGCGCGGCGCGGCAACCCGUGCGGCCGCCGCCCGCGCAGCGACCAGGCGGGGAGCGUAACGCGCAGGGCGCGGGCGUGUGGAAGCGAGUGCGGCUCAAGCUGGAGGGCCGCGACCCCGAGCCCGCGCGCCGCCUGCCCGUCAGCGACCAGGUGGAGUACAUGAUAUCGGAAGCGACGAGCGCAGAGAACCUGUGCCUGAUGUACGAGGGGUGGAUGGCGUGGGUGUGAGGCCGGCGGCGGAGUCCCGGCCCCGCCCCGCGCCCCCCGCGCCCCCCGCGCCACUCGCCCGCGCCUGCGCCCUGCGGCCCGCGCGCCCGCGAGACCCACCACGCGCCACGCGCCACGCGGCCCACGCGACCCACGCGGCCCACGCGGCCCACGCGGCCUCGCACGCGUCCGACCGGCAGGCCGGCCGCCGCCCGCGUCGGCGUCUCACGACAGCAGGAAGUUACUGUAGCCCUUCGGUAAUAUUACUAUUCAUUUUUAUUUUUCAUUAUUUUGUUUAAGGUCGUUGCGUUCGAGUUCAGGUCGGCCUGUUGUCCGCUAACCACGCCUUGCGUUUGACUCGUUUCCUCUUACAUGAGUUACGAAAU